This is a messenger RNA of Salvelinus namaycush (lake trout), 2212 nucleotides long. RefSeq names its product protein CLN8-like. Gene Ontology annotation, biological process: lipid homeostasis. The record is from RefSeq and is a predicted model, not a curated record. Bases 209 to 1078 code for a protein of 289 amino acids. The transcript has 3 exons. Gene Ontology annotation, cellular component: membrane; endoplasmic reticulum. Lineage: Eukaryota; Metazoa; Chordata; Actinopteri; Salmoniformes; Salmonidae.
AGAAGAAGAAGAAGCCCAAAUUGAUAACAAACCCGCUGCUGAUCGGAUGGAAUAUCUUUGAUUUCACAGUAGUACACACUGAUGUUUGCCAAUAAUGAACAAAUAAGGGUGGUUGAUGACUAACCCAUGAGAUCUUUCAGUGAUCACAGGGUCACUCAACUCUGUGAGACCUUCAACAGACAUAAUCCAUCCACUCACACAAACCAACAUGAUCUCCGAGCAGGCCAGCACCCUGCCGGCAUUCAAGGGCCCCGGCGACCCCAGUCCGGGCUACUUCUCCUGGGGCCUUCGCUUCCAGGUCAUCGGCCUGGGCUUUGCCUUCUACACGGCCGUGUUCCUCCUCUCCCACCUGGUGUCCAUGGCUCUCUCCCAGACCUACCGCUCUCUGCUGGCUAAGGAGAAGGUGUUCUGGAACCUGGCGACCACACGGGCCGCGUUUGGCCUCCAGAGCACGGUGGCGGGCCUACGGGCGCUGACCGAGGAGUCGGCCGUGUCCAGGGACAGGGUCAGAGGUCAGGAGGACUGGUCUUGGUUCACUGUGCUCACAGCCACAGGCUUCUUUCUGUUUGAGAAUGUGGCGCUGCAUGCCUCCAGUGUGGUGUUCAGGGCUUUCGACCUUCCCCUGGCCGCCCAUCAUUUCUUUGCCCUGUCAGGGUUUGCUGGGGCGGUGGUCUGGGACUCACUAGGACAUUACCUGCCCAUGGUCACUCUGCUGCUGGAGAUGAGCACACCCUUCACCUGCAUCUCCUGGAUGUUACUAAAGGCAGGCUGGGCGAGGACGCUAUUCUGGAAGGCCAACCAGUGGGUGAUGAUCCACAUGUUCCACUGCCGCAUGGUGCUCACGUACUACAUGUGGUGGGUGAGCUGGAGCCACUGGGGGGAGAUGAACAUGUACGUGGCUCUGCCCCAGCGCAUCCUCUUCUACACUGGCCUGGGCAUGCUCACAGUGAUCAUCAACCCCAUCUGGACGCACAAGAAGACCAUGCAGCUCCUCAACCCUGUCGACUGGAACUUCAGCAACAAGCCGCCGCCCAAUGGCCCCAGUGGGGAGCAGAAGGAGAAAACUCAUGAGAGAUAAACAAGCCAAGAACUGUGAACCUGUUUGGAGAGUUAUGGGGCUCUUUUACUAUGCUUGUAAAGGAGAGGAAGGGUGAUUCAUUUCUCACAAACUCUUUAGCUUUUAGUGCUUGAGAUGUUUUGAAGAUUUCAAGUUGAACUAAACUACUGUUUUUUGAAAGGUUUUCAGUACAGGUUUUAGGUCUGCUGUGUCUCUACAAGAUGGGGAUGAAAGGGCUUCUUGCUCUUGGACUUUAGAACCUAGCUGGGUUCUGAAAGGAGAUGUCACUGACGACAAGAAAUCAUCUCACAGUAUUAUUGUCUUUGCUUGACUUUGGUUAUAAUUUGCUGUUUUGAUUAGUGUUGUUUUAUUGCGAAGGAGUGCAGAUGAGAAAGGUAUAUUAUUGUUCUGUUUACUUUGUUCAGCUUCCAGCAUGAAGGUGUGAAUGUGUUAGUUAACCUCUCUGGAAUGGGGUGUUGCCUGGUUUGAAGUGCCCUGAGGCACCAGUGGUAUUUGCACUUACAGGCACAGUGUGUGGUCACUCAACCACUGUGCUGAGUACAGAUAGGUCCAUGAGGCAGCAGAUUUACUGGUUGAGAACAAACACAGUGAUAGACUGGAGACUGGGUCAUUGGUUCUGGCAGAUCACACGUCAUUGGAAGGAAAGCAACUUUGUUCUGUAUCAUACAAAAUGCUUCCUGACUUGCUUGAGAUUAGACUGUAAUGUGUGCCGGUAGAGUUGCAUGCUCUAAUUUAAUCUUUAUCAAUGCAUCUCAUCUUGUAGAAAUUGUUCCUGUGCUCUGUGGCUGUCAGUGUAGUAUCUUUGAAAGUGGGGUUGACUUGACGCACGUAGACUGUAAUACUAAGACAGUGGAUGGAUGCUAAGGGAGCUACCAGAAGCAUUACUGUUUUCAAAGGAGCAACUGUAGGGAGUAGACUAAUAACAAGCACCACCGUGCAGGCCAAACAGACAGUCAUGUUGCUUCCCUUUGUAACGUAACUAGUCUCUACCACUGAUCUGCCUGAAAAUGAAGUUAGGGGUUAAUACUUUAUGGGUAAUCUCUUUAGUCUCCUUUAUGUUACCUAUCUCAUUGGACCUUCUGUAUGCCUGCAAAUUAGUUUCAGUGGACAAUUAAAUCAGGUUGAGUCAUGUGA